AUCUACGUUUUAUCACUGAUGAAGGCGGACAUGGAGUCCUUGUCAUUUUAAUUUUACACGGACAGUAUUUGUUUUUUUUAUCAUUCUAGGGCCAUGGUGUGAAAGGAUUUUUCAUCCUCGGCCGACAUAGAAAAAAAAAUGUACUUGUUUUAUUUCACAACUUUCAUACUGGUGUCUCUCCAAUUCGGUUCAUCAGACGCCCAGUACGAAGACGCCCGAUGCCUCUGCACCUGUACAAUUGUCAACGGUACGCAAAAGUACAAAAAGCUCCAGAUUAAUAAAAACGUUCCACCUAAUAACGACUGCGAUGGCAUCGUCAUCGAUGCGAUUGAUUUCCACUUCCCUAACAAAAGCCAGGAACUUUGUCCGAGAUGUGAAUGUAAAUACGAAACAAGAAACACUACUAUUAUUAAAGUUGUAGUUGUAAUAGUCAUUUGGAUAAUCUCGCUCCUCGUAAUUUAUAUGUUUUUCCUCCUUUGCCUCGAUCCGUUACUCAGUAAAAGAGCAAGCAGUAAUUACGUUGAACAUACAAAUGAAGAGGACGAUGUGAGCGUUGGCCCGUCUGGAGGCGCUGUUUCUUCGCACCAGAUGGGCGUCAGAGGUAACGUACUGAACCGAGUGGGCCACCAACAAGAUAAAUGGAAGAAACAAGUCAGAGAGCAACGUAAAAAUAUAUAUGAUAAUCAUACAAUGCUGAACUAAAAAAAAAUUUAAAUGUUUUUAUAAAUAAUUACCAGUAUUUCUUUUGUUUUUAUAGUUGUUAUGUAUGUAAUGUAUUAUUUCUGUGUAAUUUAUAGAUAUUAUAAGAAAUUAUUUUUUCCCA
Messenger RNA from Cimex lectularius (bed bug), 823 nucleotides. RefSeq lists its product as uncharacterized. Gene Ontology annotation, cellular component: lysosomal membrane. The coding region runs from base 139 to 702 and encodes 187 amino acids. NCBI's taxonomy places the organism in Eukaryota, Metazoa, Arthropoda, Insecta, Hemiptera, Cimicidae. The transcript has 5 exons. The record is from RefSeq and is a predicted model, not a curated record.